Messenger RNA from Cylindrotheca closterium, 297 nucleotides. The record is from the annotation of a GenBank genome assembly. Lineage: Eukaryota; Bacillariophyta; Bacillariophyceae; Bacillariales; Bacillariaceae.
AUGUGGGAACACCGGAACUCGGUGCAACAUUUGGAGGACAACGUACAGCUACGCGAACGUAGCCAAUUGGUGAACGACGGGAUACACUCUCAGUUUGAUAUGGGCCCAACCGACCUCCCCAAGGUACUAGUUCAACGCAUGCUCGCUGUGAAACGCCGAACAGUGUUGAAGAAGCCGCUGGUCGAUAGGGAAGAGUGGCUGAAGUUGGUUAGAAUGGAAGGCACGGCCUACCGCCGAGCUCUGGCGCCUCAACGCCGUAUCCUUCACCGCUUCUUCCACCCGGCCCAGGCCCCCUAA